AACCUCUUCAACUUCAGCGUAUGGCAGUCCAAACCUGCCCCUGAAUACGCAGGCGCUAUCCAUUUACAGUUGAUGUGAUGCUUAUAAGAAUGAUCUCGUUGUCAAUAGCUGCAAAUGCGUCCGCUCCAAAGAAAAAAUUCACAUCAGAACAGACGGCCGCACUGAAAGCUCAUUAUGAGGAGAAUGACAGGCCUUCCGAUGCCAUGUAUAGGGCGUUCAGCCAGGAAGUGGGAUUGACAGAAAAACAAAUCAGAGACUGGUUCAGCCGUGAGCGAUCUUCUCGCAAACGCCGAAUGGCAAGCGGCACGCCCGACCUCGACACCAGUGCAUCAUCAACGACCAACUCCCAAACCCCGGCGACGUCUCUGCAAGAUGGCCCUCCAGCUGCAGAUGGAUUCUCGGCCUACGCCUCCCUUUCACAAUCGGCCCAUUCUGGUGCAUCGAACCCUUUUACUGCGAUGAGCGCCUACCAUCCCGCAACGAGCUCGCUUCCUUCUGCCCCAAGCAUUGCAAAUCAACCUCUCGACCUUUUCUCUCGAGGCAAGAACCUGUCCACGGAUAUGGUGGCGCAGUUCCUUGGUCGACUGAAUGGGUCCUACGCUGCAGUGGAUAAUCAACUAUCGGCUUCUAUCGCUCCUCUGACCACCGCCUCUUGGAUGCCCACGGGGUACCCGUCACCCAUUUCCUCAGCAACGGCUCUCCCAGGCCAAAUGUCGACCACCUCGUCGGUUCCAUCUGCCCAAGCAGCGGCAAAGCCAGCAGCCACCCAGAUAGCCCAGCAAGCUUUCACUUCCGCAGGUCCGGAUGUGGUCACCGUUCCAGACGAUGGCCCGUUGUUCACACCUGCAAGAUCCCCAUCACCUCAGCAGUUGAUGGACGUUGACAUUCCCGAGGAGACGAAAUCUUUCGACGAGAUGCUUGCACCUUUAUUGGACGCUCGGGGGCAGCUCAGUGACGUCACGCACAUGUCGCAAUUUACGAAACUGGCGGGGUCAAUUUCAGAAUGGUCGGAGCGACAGGUGGUUCUCCGAGUUUUGUCAGACGCGGAAAACACCGAAGUUUGGAAAAGUUUCCUAGGUUUGAACGGCCUGAAGCUUGUGACGAAGAUGCUGCUGCAAGCAAAGAAUCUCAUCUCAGACGUGGAGGCGGCUGCGGCAGCCGUCUCAGCUCUGGGCCUCCUAGCAAAAUUGCCAGUCGAUGUCAAUGAACUUCGUGAGGUAAAAACUGGGAAGGUCGUAAAGCAUUUCGCCUCGAUGACAGAUAGCGAAGCUGUGCAAAGCGCAGCGUCUAAGGUCAUGAGUAGCUGGCAAGCUUUGGUCGCAAAGCCGAAAGAAGUUCCAGCUGGUUCCGAAGGAGCACAUGCAGCCGAUAACGAAAAGAAGCGGGAACGGGAGAGUAGUCCGACUGAGCCUGGAAAUCUGGCCAAAAGAGUAAAGGAUUCGAAGGACGCGCUACCUACAUCGAACCCAUCCGCCGUCGUGGACGAUACGGAUAUCUUCGUAUCAUUAUCCAACGCGAAUCUACCCAAAAUCAAAAAGACGGACGGCGCCGCCCCGGCUAAGAAUACGGAAGUACGAUCACCCGACAAGCUCAAGGAACAAGUACCAUCGCCGCAAAUCAGAUCUGAAAAGCUGGAGCCUGAGAAACUUCCAAGCUAUCGUGCAAAGACAGACAACCCAGCGACUUCCGACGCAGGUGUCUCGGCUGGCAAAAAACGUGUCAGAUUCGCCGAGGGAGACAAAUUAGUGGCUGUGAGAUACUUUGAGAAAGAUGAACAUCUUACCGACAAUGAGGCACAGAAAGUUACACCCCAUCAGAUGGGCAACGCGAGAGAUCUUGAUCGCCAGGAAGGAAAACGUGCAUUCCAGCGUGAUACUGUUCCCGUUGACAAGUGGACCCCGCCACCAGUACUGAACUGGAAAGUAAUGAAUGAUGUAACGAAGAAGCUAGAACCGAAGACGUUGGAGUGGGGCAACGAGUCUGAAGAGCAGAAAGUGCAAGACCAACGCGAGCGGACGACUCUGGGCACCUAUUACACUGACAAUCAGCAGAUACCGCCCACUCCUUCCGAGCCAGAUACGGUCCAUUCGUCGUCACAAUCUACUUCUCCCAAGGAGAUUCUGUGGGAACCACGUCCCGCGGCGGCCGCUGUUCCUGCACCAGCUGCACCUCCCCCAGGUCCAGCAAUGCAACAACUUCAAGCCCUGAAUCCUGUACUCUUGCAGCAAAUUCUCGCGGUUGUGGGGCAACAACAAAAUCCCGCAGCGACGCUUCUCGCGGCUUUGGGGCAACAACAUAUACCACCAUCGAUACCGGGGCCUCUGUUUAGUGGCUUUGGGAACUCACUUGGUGGACUAACCGGUCAGCAACCUGGAAUGCUGGGACCACUGGCCGCACCACAGCAACAACAACCACCGACGUACGAUUCCGUUUUGGCUCAGUUAUCACAGGGGACACACGCUCCAGCCGCCCUCGGGUUAUCGAACGUGGGCCAAUUCGCUCAGCAUCACCAGCGUUUCCCGUCUCCACAAGUUCAGCAAUCCCCUCUUCAGGGCGGCGCAGGGCCAGUACAAGCGGGGCAACCUCACCAAAUGAACGGCCACCAAAACGGUGGACAGGGGCGGUGGGGAAACAACCGAGGGCGGGGACAAAGCAACGGCGUACCAAACACCACGGGUCCCACGAGGGGGGGCUUCAAUCGAGGUGCACGUCCCGGACCGUAUGAUCGCCCACCGAACAACAAGGGACAUCCGCAAUACAAAAAGCUCCCUUGCCGAUUCUUCCAACAAGGCACUUGCAAGUUUGGGGAUGAUUGCUCAUACCGUCAUGACAUGCAGUGAAUCAUAGUCAGUCGCCGGUGGACCUAUGUAUGUAUACCUUUUCAUGUAAUUUUGGUAGUCCGCGGGCAAAUAUACACAAAUCCCAUCCCCCUUCAUCAUGACCUUUGGGUUUGGGUUCUAUGUUUGGAUCACUUGUUUCUCUCGGGCGAUAUUUCCAAAUUCGGAGCCGGGCACGGAGAAAGGUAUGACUGCUUGG
This is a messenger RNA of Fimicolochytrium jonesii, 3036 nucleotides long. RefSeq lists its product as uncharacterized. Gene Ontology annotation, molecular function: DNA binding; metal ion binding. The coding region runs from base 78 to 2840 and encodes 920 amino acids. The record is from RefSeq and is a predicted model, not a curated record. The transcript is spliced from 10 exons. NCBI's taxonomy places the organism in Eukaryota, Fungi, Chytridiomycota, Chytridiomycetes, Spizellomycetales, Powellomycetaceae.